AUGACUUCAAAUCACAGCCGCAACGCCUCGGAGGAGAGCAAUGUCACCUCCAUGUCCUACAUUCUGGAGCAUGUUUUGCAGUACCCGGGCUCCUAUGAAAUUCCCCUGCGUACCAUGUACACACUCAACUGUGUGCCACGUUCGCAGCCCCUCCCCAAGGAUCUCUCCAGCACUCAGUCGCAAAACACCUCGCCAAUAACGGGACAGAUGUGGACUGGUACCGAGACCGCCGCCUUGAGCUUCACGGCACAGCUUAUGAACCACCUCCACUCAAUGCCCACACAGGCCAGCUCGCUACCGCCAACUUUUAUCGUCAACUUUGUCAACCGCUGCUUCCAUCCUUCGCUUCAUCUCGUGGAUUUCCCUCAGGCUCUUACCGCGCUCGACUACUUGCGGGAUCUGGAAACCCGGAGGCGCAAGGAGAUGAAGGCUGCGUUUGAGCGAGUCCAUGUCCAUGCUGAGUCGUAUGAAGCUGACAUGGCUUGCAUGGCGGAGAAGUUUCCGGGAAUCGCCCUUUGGGUCAGGAACGUCGAGGGCAAGAACAGGAAGGCAGAGAGCUAUUACGCGCAGCUAUGGCUAGGUUUGCGCCGAUGGAUCAUGAUCAAUGAGCUAUCAAUGCAGCCGUUCAACAAACUCAACUGCAUGGGCAUGCUUAACACACUGUUGCCACCCAUGCAAGACGAGAACAAGCUACCCUCAACGCAUCUGGACUUGAAGACUCUCAAGGACGAGCGUGAAGGUUUCUUUGACUACAUUCGCCUCGUCCAGAAGAAUGGACCUUCAGUACUAAAGCCUAUCCUGGACAUGAACAAGGGCACCAAUGAAGAGACUGGUUGGCCUUCUGUUCAGAGAGUGGUCGACAAGUACACCAAGGUGGCAAAGCAGAUGAUUGACGAUUGCUUAGCCACAGCCGGACCCGAGUCCUUUGAGCGCAGCUUCCAUGAGAAAACUGGCAAGAAGACAGACUCCGGAGUGAGCUUCGGUUCUCAGAGGACGUUGAGUGUUGCAUCCGGCCUGCCCGAGGCACAGCUACCCGAGGCUCCAACGCCCACCUUCACCGGCACCAGCAAGGGUCCCACCACGCUCGAGAGGAUCACCCGAGAGUUCCGGCGCAUGCGUGUCAAGCCACGACAUGAGAUCGAAGAGAUCGUACAGAUUAAGCAAAGUCCUGCCGCCGACUAUGUGCCUCAAAUAGGCGACAGCACAGGCAAGAGGUCGCUCAAAAAGGCCAAGUCGCUCGCCAGCCUCAAAUUCGGCAACGGUUCUUCUCUCUCCUUGGCGGUCAGUAGAAAGGGAAGCGACGCGAUGCCGUCCUUCGACCCAGCGACGAUGAAAAAGCACCGUGCACUAUACGAGGCAUCGGUGGCAAGGCCCAGUAACAGCCAUUCCUAA
Molecule: messenger RNA, 1392 nt
Organism: Parastagonospora nodorum SN15
Lineage: Eukaryota; Fungi; Ascomycota; Dothideomycetes; Pleosporales; Phaeosphaeriaceae
Exons: 2
Coding region: 1-1392 (463 amino acids)
Source: RefSeq, a predicted model, not a curated record